UGUUGAUUGACGUCAUCAGGUUCUGCGACAUGGAUCCGUCACCUCCGGAUAACUGUGAGAAACUGAAUGGCAUGGAGUCUAGGAAAAAGGUAUCUAACCCAAAGUUAGCUGAUACAGAAGGGUCGGCCAUGACUUUGUCAGGAGAAGAAGAAGGACUGAUUACUGAGGCCACACAAAAUUUACUCGAGUUCGCUGUGACGAAAGGACACACUAUACACACCGUGACGCAUAUGAGUCGUACACAGCUAGCGGACUUUCUACGAGAUUUUUAUGGUAAAGUAAAAGUAAAAAAUGACGACUCGCUUACACUGAAAGACUUACGAGCAGGUCUUCAUAAGUUUUUCUUGGGAGAAGUCAGCAUUGACAUUUUGCGUGAUCGUACUUUCGAGCUGGCAAACGCAACUUUUGAUCUGGCAUUGCGAGCCAACCCACGCAAGUGCCACAGGAUGCGAAUCGAGAUGGAAGAUUUGAAGAAAAUUUAUUUGAGCGAUGCUAUGGAUACAAAUAAACCAGAUUCCCUUCAAAACAAGGUGUUUUUCGAUAUCAGCCUCUACAUAUGUAACAAGGGAAAAGAUUACUUUCGGAACAUGAAGAAGAAUGAUUUCGACGUAUCAACAGAUAUUCAUGGACGUCGCUAUGUGUGGCUUAAAGAUACUUCCGUGCCGAGAGAAGAGGAAUUACCUCCUAAAUUAAAAUUAAAACGAGGAGAAGACGAGCACCCAGUUUACCAAGUUGGCGAAAGAAUGUAUGAGAGACCUGGUAAGUUCACAGGCACAUAAUUAGGCCUCACAUUGUUUGUGUGUUCUUUAAAUUGUUAGGUUAGUUAUUAUUUGUUUAUCAUCAUUACUGAUUAGCACAUGAUUCAUGAUAUUGAUAUGCUAAUGCUAUUUAUGUUAUGAUGCUUAACUUGAACUUAAAAAGAGGUCUGGGUCUGGGUAUCUCUCUGCAUCUACAUUUUAUACUUAUGCCUAUGCUCUUAGCCUGAUCCCAUUAUUAAUCAUAUUGGACAUGGCAUGGUAAUAUUUAUGCCUAAUAGCCUAAUCAGACUAAUCAAAAUGGACAUGGUAAUAACUUGAUGCCUAGUAAUAUAGCCUAGUAAUAAUUAACAUAAAUAGGUUAAUACUACUUAGAGACUUCUAGUAUUAAUAAUAAUAUUAAUAGGGCCCAUGCCUAAAAAGGUCUAAUUAAAAUGAUGUUGAUGUUAAUUUAAAAUUUAAAUGAAAUGGCUAUAUAAUUAAUUAUAAUAUAACUUACAUUUUAAUAAUUUUACUUCAAAAUACCAUUUCAUCAAUUUAGUCCUCAAUAAACUUAUUUGAAUAGCAUUUUCUUUAAACAAUAUUUUAUUUAAUUUAAUAUGAUUUAAUCAUUAAUGUUAUUAUUUCAUUUUCAUAUUAAAUAACUUAUUUGGGCUGUUUCAGAUUUAGUGGCCCACGUUGACUUUGUUAUGCUUAGGCAUAGGGAUUGAUUUAGGGUUCGGGUUAGGCUUAGGGAUAGAUUUAGGGUUUGGGUUAGGCAUAGGGAUAGAUUUAGGGUUCAGGUUAGGCAUAGGGAUCGAUUUAAGACGUAAAAGUGCGCACAUGGAAAUAAACGCGGGCCGCGUUCUCUGAAUUUACCCUUAUUUGUACAAAACAGAUUAUUUUUUUGGAAAGGGAUCUGAGUGAUCAUAAACAGUCAAUAUUCACAUAUAUUGUGUGCUAUUAAAAAUAUGAUGGGACCAAAAAUAGCAUGGUCUUAGCAAUUCAAACUGGUAGAGAAAAUUUAAAAUGUGAAUCAUUUUCUAUGUUUUUUCCUUGUUUUUUUUUUUACAAGGAAAAAACAUAAAGUAAAGUAUAAAUAUAUCACAUUUAUUAUUAUCAGUUUAACUAUUUGCUCAAAUAAAAGACAUUUAAGAUCAACCACACUCUCAGCCAAUUAUAUUUCAAUCACCGCUAAUCUUAAUUUGACAUUUUAAAAAAAAACUUUGUAAAUUUAAACCGAAAUAUUGAAAUAGUAAUAUGAUCAUGUUUCUUCUAAAAUUUCAUAAAAUCAUAUGUUGUCUAUAAUUAAUGCAAGCCAUAUUAUAAAUAUAUACAUUGUUUAAUGUUGUUUAUUAAAAAAAAAAUUAUAUAAAUCAUAGACAUUUAAAUAAUAUUGAUUAAAUAGAAUUUAUUUGGUCCUGUGGUGUAAAGGUAAACUAAUAUCUCUCAUUGAUAAGAGAUAGUGUGUUCCUAAUUGUGGAGUCCUUCCAUUAUAUGGGUAAAAAGCUUGGGGAAAUGGACUCAGUCCAGUAGGUCAGCUUUUCUUAAGAAUAAGGAAUAUCUACAAUAAAAAACGCUGAAGUACCCGGUGCAAAGAAGGCACCAUAUUGGUUGGAAAUAUAAAUUUGCUUCAUACACUAAAAUAACUAUACUUUUUACAGCUAUGAUGCUUCUAUCAAUUUAAACAACUUAAUUUGAAUUUAAAAACCAAGACUGGUGUAAAUGUUAUUUUGUAAAAUAAAUGAUUAAUGUAAUAAUAUCUUUGGAGAAAUAACACGUUAUUAAAUAUUCUUUUUAUAUUUAUAUAUAUACAAAGAGCUUAUUUAUAUUAGGUUUUAAACUUUCAUGAAGUAGCUUGAUAUUUUUGUCUUUAUUUUCUAAAGUAAGUGAUGCUGGCUUUAAUUUAAGAUUAUCCGUUGAUGUUUGUUAUAUUUUUAAUAUUUCAGGAGAUCCAAGGUGUCCACUUUCAUCUUUCUUGAAGUAUGUGACUCAUCUUCACCCAAUGACGGAUGCUUUCUGGCAGAGACCAAAACGUAAUGUGUCCCAAUCUGACUAUGUGUGGUAUGACCACGCACCACUGGGCAGCAGCACCCUGACUAAAAUCAUGCAGAGAAUCUCUCUCCAGGCUGGUGUGUUAUCAAAAUUUUAUUCUUAGCUUAAGUGUAUGCACACAACCACUAUGUGCUCACAUCUAAGCAUAAAACUUCCAAACUCAUUUGAAUGACACUAUUAACACAAGUCUAUUUAGACAAUUUAAAAAAAAGCACACUGGUGUUUUCAAAGGCUAAAAGACUUUUCUGAUGUUAAUCACCUUCUAAUAAGCAUCCAAGAAAAUCUUAAGCUAAAAAAAAUUGAUGCUUGAAUUUGGAUUUUUGCAACAUUUGGUAGUGAAAUUUAAGUUAAAUUUUGCACCGUCUUUAUUUUAAAAAACAACUAAAAGUAUUCUUUUAAAAAGAGCGCAUAUUUCUGGAUUUUAUCCUUAAUUAUCAUCAUUAUUAGUGGCACUACAGUCCAUUUAGGGCCCUGGCCUGCUCCACCACAUCCUUCCAUUCGGAUGGAUCCAUGGCUUUCUGCCUCCAUUUGUGUACCCCCCGCUGAUGUAAGUCCGUUUCGACAUUGUCAGUCCAUCUCAGUCUUGGUUGACUGGUGAGCCAGGUUACUUCCUGUAGAUCAUUUUAGAUGCUCUUCAAUCUGGCAUCCUCUCACGGUGUCCUGUCCAGCACAGUCUGUAUUUUUUAAUUGUUGUGACUAUGGAUGGGUCUUCAAACACAUAAUAUAUCUCUUGGUUUUUAAUUUAUUCAUCCAUCAUUGUCUAGCAAUGCAGCAUAUAUUGUCCAUAUUAUUUAUGCAAAACAAUCCAACUUUAUUCACAGGUUUGAGUGACAAUUAUACAAACUAUUCAAUCCGCUCGGCAUGUAUUCCUUUAGUUGAGGCUGUUUGUGAAGAGGCAUUGCAGUUGGAAAAUGGUGUCCUACCACAAAAAUUGGUGCAGGCUGUUGAUAUCAUUAAGCCAUCAGGUAAGCCACGAUAAGUGAUACUAAAUAAAAAUAAUUACUUGUUUCUACAUCAAACCUUAUAAAUAAUUGGAACAUUUUAUAACACAUAAAACCAGUUUCAUUUUUAAAAAUAUUGUUUUAUUUAUUUUUAAAAAUAAUAAUUUAAAAACCCUUAUAAUUCUUUUGGUACACUGUUACAUAGAGCAAAAAAAUGUGUUAAUGAGUGCAUAUCUUAAUGGAAGUAUGUAUUUAAAUUGCAGGAGGUUUAAUGUCUCAUUCAGCAUCAGAAGACUUGUCCAGUGAUGAUGGCUUGUCCCACACUUCUGAGAUUCAUGGUAAUCACAAAGAUGGUGAUGUGAGGGAGAGACCCCCAGGAUUGUCCAGUUCUGUUGGAUCUGGUAGCAUGGAUACAGAAGAUGGAGAUCAUUUUGGUUAGUUAAACAUUUUUUUUCAUUUACAGCAGAUUUUAUAAUAUUUUAUGUAGAAUAUAUAUUCAAUAUAAAAAUGACAAUAUAUGCAACACUAUACGACUCAUCUUUAUUCAUUUGAAUAUUAAAAAUAUUUAAAAGAUUUUAAGUAUUAAAACGUAAUAAUAAUAUUUUAAAUAGUGAGCGUUUUAGUUUUUAUUGAUAUUUGAUUUACGGAAGUUGAAAAAAGCGCAAAGGUUCAAACUAUUUACAUAUAUAUUUAAAAAGUAAUUAAUAUUUAUUUUUUUAAAGCAAUGCAUUAAAGAUUUUGAUUAACUAGUUUAAAGUUGAUGAUUCUAGCAAAAAUAAUUCUUUAUGGGAUUUAAAAUAAACUUUUUCAUAUUUUUGCAACAUCAUAAAUUUUGGGGAUCCUUUCUGUUUUGUAACAAUUAUAUCUUCAGUAACAUGAUGUUUAACUUCUUGAAUAAAUUCAGAAUAGUUACCCACUGAUAUUUACUGACAUUAGAUGCAGGGGAAGAAAUUGAUCCAAAUUGAAUAAUAACCUUCUCAAGGAGAUAAACCUUAAAAUGUCACCACCAAUUGACAAUAAUUUUUCAGUUAGUUUUUGUGAGGAUGUCACUAGCUACUUGCGUCAUUGCCUGAAAUGGUUCUAUUGAUUUUUCCCCCUCACAUUAUUGGAUUUUUUCCCUGCUGCACCAUCCUUGCCCAAGAGAGGAAUUUUUGAUACUGAGUAAUUAACAAAAGAAAAAAAGUUUUUGUAUAAAAGACUGGCAUGGUUGAGAAAUCUAUGGUAAUGUUAAACAAUAAUUCAUAUAUGAAGCCAUUUUAAGUCUACCUUGAGCAGUAUUUGAAAAAAAAUUUUUUUUAUUAUACUCUUAUCCUGUUAGUGUCAGUUUCAGAUUUAACAUAUUAAAUUUGAUCUACAUUUAAAAAAAAAAAAUUAAAAAAUAAGAUAAUAAACACAGCUUCAUUGUAAUAUGUUACAUUCAGCAUUUUUUAUUUUUUCAUAUGCAUAAUUGCAUAUUUGUAUAUUAUAGAAAAAAAAGAAUUGAGAGCUAGACUUUAUUUGUAUACUUUAUUUGUAUAAAUUAAAACUAUCGAUUCGUAAAAUUAUUGGAAUGUCAGAUUAAGGUCACAGAAAACUGAGAUUCAUAUUAUUUAAAACAAUCUACAUUUUUUUCUUGCUGAAGUAUCUAUUUAGGAAUUAAUAAUGCUGUUUUUGUCAUUGUUCUACUUCCUGUGUCUAAAGUACACAAGACAUAGGCCUGCAUUUCUAGUUGUGUUUUUGUUUCCUGUACAUUUGUUGGACUAGACUUUCAUCAUCUUUUCUGCUUUUUAUUUAAAAGAAUUUAAUCACUUUAAUUGGCAGUUUGCAAUCCAAUAAGCUCCUUUAUCCCACAUGUAAAUUUAAUAAAGGUUUUAUGGAGUUAUUUCAUUCGAAUGACCUAUAUCAGUGAUGGUGAACCUUUUAGAGAAAGUGUGUCCAAACUGCAACCCAAAAUCCACUUGUUCAUCGCAAAGGCAUGCUGGGAGAAAGGACUGUGUGCCCCCUGCAUCUUGAAUGCUAUAAAUUUACCACCACUGAGCUAGACUAAGUGAAUGCUUACCCUGUGACUUAUUAUACAAGGAUGCAUAUUGCCUAUUUGCUGUAAAAUUUGUUCUACUCCUAGCUUUUUUUUUUUUUUUGCUUUUAAAUUUAAUAUUUUUAAAAAUUUCAUAGUCGUUUAGAUUUGUAUGGUCCAGACCAUGCUUUAUAUGAUAAACGUGCCUGAGAUAAGUGUGUUUUAUUUUUUCCACCACUGAGCUAGACUAAGUGAAUGCUUACCCUGUGACUUAUUAUACAAGGAUGCAUAUUGCCUAUUUGCUGUAAAAUUUGUUCUACUCCUAGCUUUUUUUUUUUUUUUUGCUAUUAAAUUUAAUAUUUUUAAAAAUUUCAUAGUCGUUUAGAUUUGUAUGGUCCAGACCAUGCUUUAUAUGAUAAACGUGCCUGAGAUAAGUGUGUUUUAUUUUUAAUGAUUAAAAAAAUAAAUUUGUUGCAGGUCUUAUGCAGGCAAAGACUCAAGUGCUUGAUCUAAUACGAGGUCUGAUGGUCAAAGAUAUUCAGAAGUUUGUGGAUUGGCUUAAAACAGUCCGAGUUCAGUAUAGUGCUGGAGGUAGGAUAUAGUGACAAAGAAUCUGAUUAUAAUGUUGCACACUAUUUAUGAUGCUAAGAUUAAUUAGGAUUGAAUUUCUAAGAAAUGUUGGUGCUGUUGAUCUACAAGUAAACACAAUUUUUACUUUGAAUAAAGUAAUGAGGCUAUUUAUUAAAAAUUCCCACUAAUUGUUUGUUUUUGCUGUUUUCAGAAUUAAUUGUUUUAUGCAGCCCUGUUGACAAAAGUAAUGUAGAGCCCAUUCCAGAUGACAUUAUGGUGGACAGAAAUGGUAUUCCCUCUCGCAAUGGCACUCCUGAUCCCACUUUUAAAAAGUCAAGCAGUCUGGAUCUAUCUGAGAAGCGACAGCGGCUGAAAAAAGAAUCCUCUCUGACUGGUGACCCAUUGAUGGAAAAGCAUGAUCUAUCAGAGAUGACAGGCACCACAAUCAAGCAAGUUGAAUUUAGUCAUGUUGCAGGUGUAUAUUGUUCCUCUGAGGAGUUUGGGCCUAUGAAGAUAAGCAUACCCACCCAAGAUACCAUGCUAGUUACAGGUGUCCCAGAGAAUCUCCAGGUGAUGUUGCAUAAAAAGCGAGGUCCUAUCUUUAACCAAGAAUCACUGCCCGAGAGGAUCUUCUGCUCAGAGAAUGAAAUGGAUGUAGCUGAAGUUGUGGCUACUCUAGGUACAAAUAAUAGAAAAUCAAAGCAGCGAAGCAGCCUGAGCAGCAGCAGUUCAAUCUCUACUUUUUGCAACAAUUACCAUGUCACAUCUGAGUCUCAGAGCAAGCACCAGCUAACUGUACUGCAGCAUCAGCCUCAUCCAGUGAUGGUGACUAUUCCAGCUGCCCACACCCCUAUUGUUACUACUCUAAGUGCAAGGGAACAUUUCAAGGACCACAGGAAUAAGUCUGUUGGAUGCCUAGACACGCCCCCUGCAUUGCCAGAGGGAGUCAUGCUUAAACGAGUGUCAAGCACAGGAACACCAGUCCUCAAGAGGCAAGCUCAUGUCCUAGACACAGGAAUGUACCCCGAAAACCUCACAGUCAAACGAGACCAUGAUGAUAAUCAAGCCACUAAUCUUUCGAUGAAACCUUUAAAGAAAAUGGAGUCGCUGGAAGCUAAGCGAGCAAGAGCGGACCGUCUGGCAGAUUCUCUCCGGUACCAUCAAGAAAUCCUCCAGAAUUCUCCACUUAUCAAACGUCCUGGAGAGAGAAAUUUCUCAGGAUUCAGGCACUGCUAUGCCAACACAGUGAGUCAUGCAGUCAAAGUAGAGCCUCUAGACACAUCCUACAGUUGAUGUCUGUCAGCCAAGAGUUGUGGCUAAAAGUUUUUUAAAGCAGUACCCAUGCUGCUUUGGUUCCAAGUUGGGAUCCUUGUUGUGGCCCUUGCAGCUAUUCUGUCUGCGGCAUUUUAUUUUCAUUACACCAUUGUCUGCAAACUCCUGUUGAAAGUUGGUCUUGUGUUGGUUGUUUUAUAAAAAAAACAGAAGAGAAAAGACCAACUUGUGAGGGUAAAGUUUCAUGGUUUGGUUUACUGGUGUUUUAAUAUUUUUAAAUUAAAACACCAGAGCAGGCUGUUUUCCUUUGGGAAAAGUACAGUUGUUCAUUAUAAUAAUAUUUUUUCUGAGAAAAGUUUUGUUUUGUGAUAUUGUGCGACAUGGUAGUUUUGAAUAAUUUUCCCACUCAUGCAUUGUCAACUUGGUUUGUUCAGCUUAGACAAACAAACAAAUUGUGAAUAUUAUAAUGCGUGCUUGUUGAUGUUAAUUUUGUAGCCAAGGCUUUUAAAAAUAAUUAUAUAACAUAGCUGUUAGAUUUAUAUUAAUGUAC
This is a messenger RNA of Lymnaea stagnalis (great pond snail), 8115 nucleotides long. Lineage: Eukaryota; Metazoa; Mollusca; Gastropoda; Lymnaeidae. The record is from the annotation of a GenBank genome assembly.